AUGUUCAAAGCCCUAAUAAUGGGCGGGCGCCGCUCGUCCUCGUCCGACAUUCGUAGCAGCUCCAAGAGCAGCCGGCGCAGGUCCAAAAAGCCUGAAAAGUCAAGUCCCAAGUCCUCGCAGGAUGACGAACAAUCCAGCCUCACCUACCCCACUUUGGGGCUUACCUCUACGGAAAUCCCCCAUACACAGAAGAUUGAAUCUCCAAGAACCUUGUACAAGGUCGGUUGGGGAAUCAGCCAUCAAUGCGCCGAUCUUAAGCGACUGGUUGGGGAUGGAACUGAGCAAAGUUCCGCCAUUUUGAGUGAACUGCAGCGGUUUGAGCUAUGGGCAACAAACCUCGGACUGUAUCACCGCGGGCACAGUUCCCUCGAUUAUCGAUGUCGUGAUUCACCCCUUGUUUUCAGUCAUGCUCUUGGCCUUCUUCAUGAUCUCCAACGGGCGCUUCGACAACUUGAAGAUUCUCUCCUCAACCUACAUGAAGAAGACGACGAUACACAUCAUGGCACUGAUCUUCAUAUUACCAAUGAUCAGGAAGAUUUCCCAGGGUCGGACGAUUCCGAUGAAGAGGACUUUUCCUCGUAUCAAACAGAGCCUCUCACAGAUGCUUACUUGGCCAACAUAAUUUCGACAAUCGACAGACUGUAUGGCCUCGCAUUCAAGAUUCGAAAUCCUACCAUGAGACUCGGAAUGUCCAAAGCAGCCACUUAUUCUGAGAUUGACCCAGAGACUAAGGCAGACCUCAUCAAAGAAUUUGAGCAAAUUGAUCGUCUUCAUGUCGAGGAGCUUUUUCGGUUCUUCGGUCAUUCAGACCCAGAUCCCAGGCAUUACUUGAUAAGACGUCUUGCAAAGGCCAAUACCCGACGUAGGCAGCAAUUCCGAUAUUGGAACAAGCGCAGGACAAAAUAUGAAGUGCCAGAACACCCACAGCAGCCGGAAAUUGCAUCCCGCGAUAUGGAAAAACCACACGCGUCACAAUCAGAGCUACCAAUGGUACGACCUGUCUCUGAGACUUUGAAGGCCUCAACUGCAACAUGGUUGGAUGAGAAGAAGGUUAACUUAGAUGAUGAUGCAUCCGUUGUAUCCUCAUCAAAUACGUUCUUUUCUAUGUCCAGUCAACAAGACGAUGAUCGAGUAGGGAUACCACCUCCGCCAACAGUAGAUGUCUCUGCCAAAGAGUUUGAAUGUCCGUUCUGUUGCAUUAUAUGCCCUCGAAAAAUACUGGAAAGGAAAGCAUGGGAGAGCGACGGCAGUACUUCCUCUGGCAAAGAAGUUUCCCAUGGGGCUCGGGUUGACUCUGACAGCUCGGGGGACCUAUCCAUUGGCAGUGUCUAUGAUGACCAAGGUAACCUAGAUAACGCAGAUAACGCAGAUCCUGUGCCAGCUUUGGAGCAAGUAGGGAUACCUAAAGGUGCCGGUAACGACAACACUGUGGAACGUCUCCUAGACGCUUGCUACGACGGGGACUAUGGGCUCGUCCAGCUUCUCCUUGGAGGGGGAUCCGACGUCAGCACACCGGACAGGAACAAAUCGCUUGCUUUACAGGCUGCUUCUUCAGCCGGGCAUGUGGAUAUUGUCCACCUUCUUUUAAACUAUGGAGCCGACGUCAACGCAUCUAAAGGAAGCGAUAUGGAUGCUCUAUGUUCUGCUUCGUUGGGAGGGCACACGGAGGUUAUCCGGCUUCUUCUAAGCUAUGGAGCUGAGGUCGACGUACUGUCUCUACAAGUUGCUUCUAACAAAGGGCAUACGGAGAUUGUCCGGCUCCUUCUAAACUUUGGACCUGAUGUCAAUGCACCAGCUCUACAGAUUGCUUCUAGAAAGGGGUAUACAGAGAUCAUUCAGCUCCUUCUAGCCCAUGGAGCCGACGUCGACGCACAGCGCGAAUACGAUGAGAAUCCUCUACAGGCUGCUUCUGCAGGCGGACAUGUCGAGGUUGUCCGGCUUCUUCUAGCCCAUGGAGCCAACGUCAACGCACAGGGCGGAGUCAAUGGAAAUGCUCUACAGGCUGCUUCUGCAGGCGGACAUGUCGAGAUUGUCCGGCUUCUUCUAGCCAAUGGAGCCGACGCUAGCAUACACGGCGCAAACCAUGUGAAUUAA
Penicillium hordei is the source of this 2094-nucleotide messenger RNA. RefSeq names its product ankyrin repeat domain-containing protein. Lineage: Eukaryota; Fungi; Ascomycota; Eurotiomycetes; Eurotiales; Aspergillaceae. The record is from RefSeq and is a predicted model, not a curated record. Gene Ontology annotation, molecular function: protein binding. The coding region runs from base 1 to 2094 and encodes 697 amino acids. The transcript has 3 exons.